CAGAUUUCGAAGAUAACGUUCCAGUGUAAUUUAUUAUUUGCGUGUGUACAAGAUGGGGAAGGGGUACUAGUCACAGAACCCUUAUACUAGAAUGUUCUUAAUAAUUGUAAAGAGGGUAAAAGAUGAGAUCAGAAUUAAAGAAAAAAAAAAAAAGAAGAAACAUAUUUACGCGUCAUCUUGACAUUCAUUCCAUUUGAUGAAAGAUAACAGAAGAGGAGGUUACACAGGUGUACUACACAAUGUGAUGCUCUUACAUCAGUGUUAUAUGCGAUAAUAGCAUAUAUAAAGCGUGUAUAAAACGCGCCCAUGCGAUUGAUAAGUAGUCUGUACACCUAUUUUGUACAUAUACGAUACAAUAAAAAAUUUCACAACUUUUAAUCAGUAUUGCAUGACGUAAUUUUUAUUUAAAUGCCUUUUUUUUGAUCAUAUAAGAAAAAUUUAUAUACUUGUAGGUUAAAAAUUUUUGACGUUUAAGCGUUUAUCAUUUGUUAAUACAAUCAAAGAUAUCUAAUAAUUUAAUGAAAGUGAUUUUUCGUCAUUAUGUGAGGGAAAGAAAUUGUUUGUUUAUACAAUCCUCGAAGAAAUAAAUACAAACAUGUUAAUGAUUUUCAAUAUUUGAGGUAUAUAUUGGUUCGUAUUGUUAGAAGAAUCCUAUGAUUGUUUACAAACGAACAACCUACAAUAUUUGUAAAUUAUUUCAGUAAUUAAGUUUUAUUGGUGAUAAACUUGAGGUAAGCAAAAUAUCGUUAACAAAGUUAACAAUACAAAACAUUUUGAUGUGAUGUGGUUCAAGGUCAAGAAAAUUUUGCUGUUCAUCGCUAGAACGUAAUAUUUGCUAUUAUGAUAUGCAGAAUAUUAGUUCUAAGAACAGCCUGAACAAGGGCCCAGAUGUGAAGAUUUUUUGCUCGAAUGCACAAUGUCAAGUCGUCAACGAGGAAUUAACAAAUUUAUGUCAACAAGUAACAGACCUAAAAGAAACGGUUGUAUCAUUAGAAAAUAUUAUACAAAUAAAAGAUAUACAAUUGCAAAAAAUGCAACGAGAAAAUGAGCGAUUGUCGACCGAAUUGAAAAAACAACAAAGACAUAUCAAGAACCUCAAACGUAAGAUAAAAAAAUCAUUUAAGUUCAUCGCGAUCUUUAAAUGCAUCGACUUAAUUUUAGAGCAGUUGGAUGAUGAGAGGUUCCUCUAUCAAAAAGAAAAGGACUCUUUUAAUAAUGAAAUACAAAGACAGAAGACACGAUGUGCAAGUGGUGCUUCGAAAUUACACCAACAACGAAAAGAAUUUGAGAUAGUACGAGAAUGUUUGGAAGAUGAGAAUAAGUCGCUUAGAGAAGAAUUAAAUGAGAAAAUCGAAACAACAUAUAAUUUAUGUAUAAAGUUUUUGCGAAUGAAAUAUGCUAAAGAUUCGUUGAGGCAAAAAUUUGAUCAAUUGUUGAAGGAACACUUGCAAGUAAUAACGGAUAUGAUGGAGAAACUAGAUGAAGCAAGAGAAGAACUUAAUAUAAUUGUAUCCGAAAAGUUUCAAGAGCCUCUGCCUUUAAGUAAAGCAAGAUUUUUACAGGUGGUACAAAGAAAUGCACGAUUAGUUCAUGAAAAUGCGACACUUAAGGUACAAAUACAACAUUUGACUUUAAAUAUUGAGAGAUUAAAAAGUUGUGUGCAAAAACCGAAAUCAAUAAAUGUAGAUGCAAAUAUUAUUGCAAAAUUAGCAGAACAAAGUAAAAAAAGAUGUAGUAAAGAAUCUACAAAAUGGAUACCGAUUCAUUUAUUUGAAAAUGAAAUUGAAAAAACUUUAUCAUUUACUAAACCAUCAGAUCUUCAAAAUUUCGUCAAUUAUUCUGAAGAUGUAAAAUUAGUAUCUAAAAUUCGAUCGAAUAAAUUAAAAGGGUACUCCAAUACUGCUAUACGAGAAGUUCAAACUAAAGAUACAUGGAAAUCGGGAACAGUACGCGCUCGCAGCGCUCCGGAAAUUCGACUAACAGAAGACCGAGCAAGCUCUUCUGAUAUUAUUUUAGCAGAGUCUUCAAUGGAUGUACGACAUAUCUCAACAAAUACUUGACAAAUAUUAUUAAAUUUAAGACGUUGUAAAAAUGUAAAUGUUACUAUUAUCUUUUUUUAUAUUAUUUAUUUAUUGUUAAAAAGACAUAUCGACUGUAGAAUGUAGAAUGUGAUGUAUCGACUGUAGAGUAAGUGGCGCUAAAGUAAAUCAUUUAAAUUUUGUUCACUAGAGGGCGAUUUCGGUAUGAAACGGUUUUGAUAUUUUCAGUGUCACAUCGAAAUGUGUGUGUUAAUUAUAUUCAGUGCAUAUAAUUUUUUUAUAAAAAUAAUUUAAACAAUUUUUUGAAGAUGAAAGUGUAGGAACAGAACAACAAUACGAAAUAUCUGGAUAAGGAUAAAGUAUUUUAAAGAAAUAUUCUUCUUUUUCGUAAGUAAUAUGGCGUAGUAUUAUCAAAUUAAAAGAAAUUCUUGUUUAAAAUGAAACAUAAAGUUAAUCCUAUAUCAUAGUAAUGAGUAAUUCAAUAGCCGUCCAAUGCAAAUUAAAAUUAAUAAUCAUAAAAUUAGCGAAUCUCAUAAAUUCAGUUACGAUAUUCGAAUACAUGAUAUUCAUAAUAACCAUAAAAUAUGCAUAUGCAACACUAUCUGGAAAUUAAAAAUAUUUACGAUAAAAAAUAUCUAACGAGUUGUUUUGAAACGAUAUCUAGUCCUAAUCAUUAAAAAAAUACGAUUUCUAUUGAUAUGAAAUAUACGAAAACGAGAGAAAAUUGAUGAGAUUGAUCGAAAUAAAAUA
Messenger RNA from Apis dorsata (giant honeybee), 2789 nucleotides. RefSeq lists its product as uncharacterized. Lineage: Eukaryota; Metazoa; Arthropoda; Insecta; Hymenoptera; Apidae. The record is from RefSeq and is a predicted model, not a curated record.